AUGGAGCUAGACCACAAACUUUACACCGUCGCGUGGAUCGCGCCGUUAGAGAUCGAGGCCCGCGCGGCCGCUUGCAUGCUCGAUCACGAGCAUGAUGGACGCUUCUCUAUGCAGCGCGGCGACGACUACGUCUACCAGGCUGGCGAGGUUUGCGGGCACAACGUCAUCAUCGCAACGCUGCCGGCGGGCCAGGAGUACGGCACGGGCUCGGCGGCCGCGCUUGCGAGUCAGGUCAAGAAGUUCUUUCCCAACAUCUGGUUCGGACUGCUUGUCGGCGUGGCGGCGGGCUUGCCCAGUCUGACGGGGCCUUUGAUACGCGAUAUCCGACUGGGCGACGUCCUCGUGGCGCUGCCUGAGGGGGACAGCGCGGGGCUGGUUGCCUACGACCUCGGCAAGGAGACGGGUUCAGACGGCUUCCAGUUACUUAGAGGCGGCGAUGCUCUGGCGGUGACGGAGACGGUUGUCCGGGCAGCGAUUGGGAGUAUAAAAAGGCGAGCACCAAACGAUGCGAACCUGAUUCUCCCGUACUACGACAAGAUCAAGAACCAGGAGCAUGGUGGCGGGACCUUUGCGGAUCCGGGACAGGGUACAGAUCGACUCUACGGGACGGACGAGGCGGGAAGGCCGGUGAUUCAAAGACGGGAGCCUCGACCGGACGAGCGACGCACACGUAUCUGGUACGGGCCGAUUGGAUCUGGGGAGAAGCUGAUGAAAAACGCAUCAAGGCGAAAUAAACUGAGGGAUCGGUAUAAUAUAAUCGGUCUUGAGAUGGAGGCGGCAGGAACCAUGAAUCGGAUUCCGGUUGGAGUCAUUCGUGGCGUAUGCGACUACGGCGACGAGCACAAGAACAAGGAAUGGCAGCCAUAUGCGGCGGCAAUGGCGGCCGCCUAUGCCAAGGCUGUGUUGGCGCAGAUAGGCCUAUCGAGACCAACAAGCGGUUAG
Messenger RNA from Beauveria bassiana ARSEF 2860, 942 nucleotides. RefSeq names its product Pfs, NACHT and WD domain protein. The record is from RefSeq and is a predicted model, not a curated record. The transcript has a single exon. Gene Ontology annotation, biological process: nucleoside metabolic process. The coding region runs from base 1 to 942 and encodes 313 amino acids. Gene Ontology annotation, molecular function: catalytic activity. Lineage: Eukaryota; Fungi; Ascomycota; Sordariomycetes; Hypocreales; Cordycipitaceae.